GAAAUCGAUAUUGUAUUGAACAAGCAUCAGUUGUUAUUCAGAAAGAUGGUGCCUCUGUAACAGGUACUGUUUUCUGUGAAGAGGAUCAGUUGCCAUAAAAACUAGAACAUUCACUGUGCAAAGUAUUGUUAAUUUUUCGGAUAAGUAACCUAACAUGGAUAACCAGACAACAAAUUUUACCAUUGUGGCUGCAGAAAAAUCACUCUGGGGUAAAAUAGAGGAAUUCUAUUCCGACAAUAACAACAUGGCGAUGUACCUGGUCCUGCCAUUGAUUGUCAUAGUAUACGGUGGAUGUAGUCUAAUAUUCUGUAUUCACAAGUGCAUGCAGUAUUGCAAAAAGACGAAGAGAAAGAAAGACAAAAAAGCUUUAAUCAAAGAAAACCGCAGAAGCAGCAUAGUUACUGAGCGUCUGGUGGGAAGCCGACCGAGAUCUCUGGCGAGCAUUCACCCGGAGGUCAAUCAAACAAACGAACAAAAACGCGAAACAACCCCGUUACCAUGGCAAAUUCUAGAUGAAUCUGAAACAGAGCAGAAGAAAACAGAAGAAGCUCCGCUCAAAGAAAACAAUCGUUCACAUAAGGUCACGCGGACACACACUGGUAAAACUCCCCCUCCGCCCUACAAGGAGGUAGACGACACGAUUUAUUUGAGUGGUCCUCAACAUCCGGGGUACCCAAGUUCCGGCCACAAUUACCACACAAAGAAGCAAGAUUACUCGCCAUUGGAACUCACCAAGCAAUUACUAAGGAUUGGGGACGACGACAAGAAUAUAAUCAAAGGAAGAAAGAAAAGGCUGGUGUUCACUACAGACUAAUAUGUGCUACGUCCAAUGCUUUGAAGAUCCAAAAUGUGAUAUGUAUAUAUAUUCGUUGCUGAAAUCUAUUUUUGAUGAAAAAUAUAUAUUUCAACAUAAUGAUAACUUUUCUUGAAGCCUUUUUGUUUAAAUUAUUGUUCUUCAUAGCAUUUAUAUAUUUUCAAGAAGUUCACAUUGUCUCACGUGUUAUAUUUUAAAAGUGAGGAUACUUGAUUGUACCUGAACAACAAACUUUAACCGGAAAUCAGUGUAAAUUUCAAAGCCAAUGCCUGUGAAAGUUUGAAGAAUUCGUCAAACUAAGAAUAUUUUACACGAGAGGGCAGAUGGUUUUUGUUUUAAGAAAGUAAUAUAUUUAUCAUGAUGAUAUGUAUUCACAUUUUGAAGUCAUCUUUAAAAUAACGAGGAAAAGCACUUUUCCUAGUGAGUACAAUUUUGAAAUUCUAAUAUUUAUCUAUCGAUCAUUAUUUGAUUUUGAUUCAUUUUAAAAAGUUUUUAACUUUUCACAACUUACUGAACUGUUAUGCAACAUACACUUAAUCUUCACGUCAUAGAAAUAUGACGUUACUAUUUCCCCGCAAGCAUUUUAAGCAUGGUACAAGUUUCUCUAAAGUUGAGCUUAAAUAAUAUUAUGCCGUAAUAUUUUAAUAAGAAAACAACUUUUCUUAUUUUAUGAGGUUUGUAGCGGGUAUAAAAUAAAAGGAAAUUGGCAUUAAAUUAAAAAUUAAAUGAACUUUUUAAAGUGCGUGAAAAUGCGUGAUUACGGGGAAACGGUAUAUAUAUGCGUGAUUUUGCGUUAGAAAUAGGAAAUGGUAUAUGCGUUAAAAUACGUGACUGCGGGGAAGGGGUUAAAGAAAAAAAUAAUGAAAAAUUUUAUAUAACAAGUGCAAAACAAGUGUUGUAUUGAUUAAUUUAAAUUUAGACAUUUUAUUUGAAUCGAAAUUGAUUUUCUUUUGUAAAUACAUGUAUAUAGUGUUUAUUUAUAAAAUACGAGGGUCAUUAAAAAGACGUACCUAGAAAU
Messenger RNA from Saccostrea cuccullata (small rock oyster), 1832 nucleotides. RefSeq lists its product as uncharacterized. The transcript has 2 exons. Bases 155 to 814 code for a protein of 219 amino acids. The record is from RefSeq and is a predicted model, not a curated record. NCBI's taxonomy places the organism in Eukaryota, Metazoa, Mollusca, Bivalvia, Ostreida, Ostreidae.